This is a messenger RNA of Zeugodacus cucurbitae (melon fly), 1922 nucleotides long. RefSeq names its product synaptic vesicle glycoprotein 2B. The transcript is spliced from 7 exons. Lineage: Eukaryota; Metazoa; Arthropoda; Insecta; Diptera; Tephritidae. Gene Ontology annotation, molecular function: transmembrane transporter activity. The record is from RefSeq and is a predicted model, not a curated record. Gene Ontology annotation, biological process: transmembrane transport. Bases 189 to 1763 code for a protein of 524 amino acids.
UUUCUCCAUUGGCAUUUGUUGUCAGUUAACGAUGGAGUUGAACAACUAAAUUCGGUUGAUAAAGUGAAUUUUUGAGCUAUCCUUAAGUGAAUUCGUAGUGCGAACAGCGUAGAACGUAGACAGAGUGUAGCAUUUCGGAUAUUUUUUUUCAAAAUCGCGUAGCUCCUAGUAGUGACUUAAGCAACAAAAUGUCGAGAGACAAUAAAGAGGAUACGGUGGUGAUAGAUGAGGCGCUCGCAAGGACGGGUUUUGGCAAAUUUAAUAUACUCUUAAUGAUAUAUACCGGUUUCGUGAUCAACACUGUAUAUCUCGAAGCGGUGGGCGUUAGCUUUGCCCUGCCCGUCUUAGAAUGUGAUCUGAAUCUAUCGCACAGGCAACAAGGCAUACUAGGCGCUGUUUCUUUUGUCGGCGUCAUUGCGAGUUCACACUUUUGGGGAUUUCUAGCCGAUACCCAAGGUCGCAAACGGACAAUGCAACCGGCAUUAAUUCUGGGAUUUGUCAUUACUGCCUUCUCGAGUUUAUCGCCAAAUUUCCUGACCUUCGCUUUGCUACGCUUUCUAAAUGGCAUACUUCUCUCCGCUUGUUCCGCUACGAUUUUCGCUUACGUCGGAGAGUUCCAUUGUCAAAAAGAUCGCAGUUGCGCUAUACUAGGCGGUAGUGUCAUAAGUGCGGCCGUUUCAAUAUUUUUGCCUGUCAUCGCAUGGAUAUUCAUCAAUCAAGAGUUUAAAGUUUACGUGCCAUAUAUUAAUAUAGUUUUCAAGCCAUGGCGUUCGUACUUCCUGGCCUGCGGUGUGCCCGGAUUUAUUUGUGGUUUGAUUCUGUUUUUCUUGCCGGAGAGCCCGAAGUAUUUAUUAUCUGCCGGAAAGCCAGAAGAAGCUAUAAAAGUAUUAAAGCGUAUUCAUAGAAUAAAUCUUGGGAGCAAGGAUCCUAACAGCGUAUACACGGUUACUACCUUACUGCCGGACGCCGACACACCAAUGGGCAAAGUGAAAGGUUUAGAAAAGAAGAAUCUCUUCGCAUCCAUUUUGCAGUCUAUGUGGCAACAAACAGCGCCACUUUUCAUGCGCGAACAUCUAAGGAAAACCGUACUGUCUAGUCUAAUAUUAUAUAUAAUAUUCUUUAGCGCUCAUGGCGUAUACAUGUGGUUCCCGUAUAUUCUAAAUACCAUAACACAAUAUACCGAGAAGUUUACCGAAACGAAACGCAUUUGUGAGAUUAUCAAAUUCGUACAAUCGGGAAAUCUAACAAGCGCAGUUGAAGAUAGUGCAACUGAAACGUGCACGAUGCAUUUGGAAAUAUCAACCUAUGUGCAUACCAUAUUCCUAGAAGUUAUAUAUGUGAUUAUGCUGCUAAUCAUUACGUUAUUCAUUAGUAGAGUUGGACGUAAACUCAUGCUUUUCAUAAAUCUUUUGGUUUGUGGGGUUUGUGGCAUAUUAGCCUUUACCAUACAAAUUCCCCUGCUGGGCAUUUAUCUCUUGGUCAUUCAACUUUGCUGCGGUUGUGGCAUAUCCGUGCUCAAUGCCAUUGUUGUCGAAAUAUUCCCAACAAAUUUAAGGGGUAUGGCCGUUUGCAUAUCUCUUAUGAUCGGACGUAUUGGAAGCGUCUCGGGAUCUAACAUUUUAGGUUUACUCAUUGAAACACAUUGCGAGAUGGCGCUUUAUAGUCCAGCGGUUGCACUAAUUAUUGCGGGCGCUUUAGGUUUCCUUUUGCCAAGUGCAAAACAGGCUGUUGCUAAACCAAAAGAUCUGGAGAAUACUUCAUAGCUUAAUUAUUAAUAUUUGUUUAAAUAAAAUUAAAUUAAUCUAAGAAACAGUAAAAAUUAGUUUGUUAAACAUUUACUUUGUAAAUAUGUAACAUUAUAUUAAGUAAGGAUGUAUAAUAAAUUUUUUUAUAUUUUCCCAAGUUAAAGAAUUUGUUGCAAC